GAUCUUCUAAACGGUAGAAAUCAGUUUUCAAAGAUUUCGCCCGCGAACGUCAACAUAUCUGUGUGCAUGUAGUUUUCAUUUAAAAUACAGUGUUACUUUACCUUUAGAAAUCGCCCUUCGCAACCACACGGCUGGGUAUUAUCGUUCCACACAGGCCUCCGUAUAGUAGAAUUCGACCUUUGAACAAGGUGCAGCAUUGGCCAUGUUCAUAUCAUACACACACACUGGUUGAACUUGUAUUGCAUGGCGUUGGCUGUUACAGACAAACGGAACUAUCUGUACGUAUCGUACGCAUAAAACUGCAAGGCAAGACGCGAUGGCGCUGUCAGUUUCGACAAAAGACCCUUUUUCUAACCUGCCGAAUGAGUUGAAGGUUCUCGUACUUCAACAUCUUUCAGCUGAGGACCUGUGUCGCGUGGCAUUAUGUAAUCGAUCAUGGAGAGAGGCCGCCAAUCACGAUGCUCUAUGGCGCCCUCUUUGUCGAGAGAAGCGAUGGGAGAAGUUUGAUGCAGUCGUAGAUCUUUGUGUUGAACCCCCGUUCAUACCUUCGUCACCUCAACAUGGCGGGGAUGGAGGCGUUGGUGACGGUGUCACCUUUGCCUUUGAUUCGGUUGUCUCUGGUUUAAACUGGCCAGGGUUGGUAAAUACAUGUAGAUGGAAGGAGAUAUACAUGAAGGCACGACAUCUUGAAGGAAAUUGGAAGAACAAUCGGUAUCGCGUUGUCUCGUUUCAUUUUGGCUCAGCUGGCUACGAGGGAAACAAAGAAUAUGUCGGCUCUGAACCCGAGUUGACAUUACGCAGCCUAGCUUGUGACGGGAAUAGUCUUGCCGGUGCUCUCUCGAAUGAUACUUUGCAUAUCUGGGAUAUCACCAGCGGAAAACGUCGACAUUUCAUCAAAGUGGACGUCAGUAAAGGACAAAAGGCCCUGAAAAUGAAGAAUGGCAUCAUAGCUGCAGGAUGCAUUGAUGGUAAGAUUCGUAUGUACUGUGCCGUGACUGGGGAGCAGCUGCAAGCGAUGUCGGGGCAUCGUUUGGAGGUGUUUUGUCUCUUCUUUGAUGGUGACACUAUCGUGAGUAUUGCGGGGAAGUCAGACAGGGAUAGGGAGGUACGUGCUGACAGUGAUAUACGGGUCUGGAAUGCUAAAGACGGUACAUCUCGUUUCGUCUUUGAGAGCACCUCCGAUGACGUCCGACUGGUUUACGUGGACUAUCUUGACAAGACAGUUGCAGGUGCUUACAGCGACCGUAAGAUUCGCUUAUGGGAUGCACAGAGUGGUGUCUGUAAGCAGACGAUUGUCAGUGAUGCCAAUGACAUGAUUUCCUGUCACCUUGGGGAUGGCAUCGUGAUGAGUGCCAAUCGUGGAAACGUCAUCAAGGUAUGGAACGUUGAAUCGGGGGAGUGCAUCAGACACUUUGACGUGCCUGGUGUAGACUUUGAAGAUUUGGACCCAUAUGAUGAAUCGUUCUCCUUUGAGUUUAACGGCGAAUUUCUCUUUGCCACAUCGGAGGACUCAAAUGUGAGAUUGUUCAAUCUCGAUGGCAAAUUCAUUGGAGACACCAAGUCGUAUGAUUUUGCUGAAGAGUACAACCUUUGCAUCCGUUGUGUCCUUGGCAAUAAAUUUAUUGCGUCUGCGGAGGUAGGUGGAGGCCCGAUGUACCUGUGGAGCAUUAACGACCCUGAUGCUGGUUUCCGGUUGAUCAACCCGUUGAGAGGUAUGAUGUGUGACGAUGAGGUUAAUGAUGUCUAUUCAGCAGCGUGGAUGAGCGAGACCAAACUUGCAUUUGUUCAGUACUUUGACAUGGAUAAGGAGGGGUUUUGGAGCAUCCAAAUACCAGAGAUCAUUGUUCACCAUUAUUGGUGAAGAGGAGCAUGGCAAGGAUCGUCACUUUGAGUCACCAAACUGACAACGCUUGCCAGGCAACUCUUCAGAGGACCACAUGCACAAUAGAUGGA
This is a messenger RNA of Patiria miniata (bat star), 1953 nucleotides long. RefSeq names its product F-box/WD repeat-containing protein 7-like. Gene Ontology annotation, molecular function: protein binding. The coding region runs from base 317 to 1861 and encodes 514 amino acids. Lineage: Eukaryota; Metazoa; Echinodermata; Asteroidea; Valvatida; Asterinidae. The record is from RefSeq and is a predicted model, not a curated record. The transcript has 2 exons.